Molecule: messenger RNA, 8658 nt
Organism: Elgaria multicarinata webbii
Lineage: Eukaryota; Metazoa; Chordata; Lepidosauria; Squamata; Anguidae
Product: neural-cadherin-like
Exons: 33
Coding region: 1-8658 (2885 amino acids)
Biological process (GO): cell-cell junction assembly; cell morphogenesis; cell-cell adhesion mediated by cadherin
Cellular component (GO): plasma membrane; catenin complex; adherens junction
Molecular function (GO): cadherin binding; calcium ion binding
Source: RefSeq, a predicted model, not a curated record
AUGCGCUCGCGGCUCUCGCCCCCGCUGGGGCUGCUGCUGCUGCUGCUGCUGGGCUGGGGCUGGGGCCGGGCCCGGGCGGGCGGCGGCGGCGGCGCGGGCCCCAGGCGCCGCCCGGCCUUCCAGGGCCACGUGCCGGAGAACUGGCCGGCGGGCACCCGCGUGCGCGGCUUGAGCAUCCCGCUGACCCGCCUGGGGCCCGAGCCGUGGUGCGCCAAGGUGCAGGGGCGCCGCUGGCAGCUGCAGCUGCUGGGCGAGGCGCGCGCGCCCUUCCAGGCGGCGCUGCACGCGCGCUCGGGCCAGGUGUGGGUGCGCACCACGCGGGCCCUGGACCGCGAGGCGCGCGCCGUCUACGCGCUGCGCCUGGCGCUGUGCUGCAAGCGCUGCGCCGCCGCCGCCGCCGCCCCGCCGCCCUCCGAGCUGGCCCGCGUUACCAUCGCCGUGCUGGACGCCAACGACAACGCGCCGCGCUUCGCCGGCCGGCCCGGCCCGCCGGCGGCCCCGGUCACCCGGCUGCGCGUGGCGGAGACGCUGGCGCUGCGGGCGCAGGUGUGGCAGGCGCGGGCCCACGACCCGGAUGCCGGCGCCAACGCCGAGCUGCGCUACUUCGCCCGCCCGGGCAGCGCCCACUUCUUCGUGGUGCCGCGCAGCGGGCGCGUGGUGCUGGUGCGCUCGCUGCUCGACGUCCGCGCGCCCAUCGCGCUGCGCCUCUUCGCCCGCGACCGCGGCCAGCCCGCGCUGCUCAGCGCCCCGCUCGACCUCGAGGUGCUGCCGCAGCCCGUGCAGCUCAGCCGCCCCGCCGCCGCCGCCGGCCCCGCAACGCGCCGCCGCCGCCGCGCCCUGCUCCAGCCCGAGCCGCCCCUGGGCCUGGUGCUGCCCGAAGACGCCCGGCCCGGCACCCUCCUGGCCACGCUGGGACCCGCCGCCCGCUUCGCCGCCGCCCGCUUCGAGCUGGUCUCGCCGCCGCCCGACGAGGCCCCCGUGCGCGUCGACAGGGACACCGGCGAGGUCACCUUAGCCCGCAGCCUGGACAGGGAGGCGGCGGCCAGGUGGGAGAUCGUCUGCCGCGUCCAGGAGAGAGCAGGAAAGAAUUGGUACCUUGUGCAUUUAGAACUCACAGUGACGGAUGUGAAUGACAAUGUACCUGAAUGGGUCAUGGAACCCUUUCCCUACCUAGCUACGGUUUCAUCUAAAGCCACAGCUGGAACGAAUGUGUACAAGCUCUUGGCUAAGGAUCAAGAUGAAGAAGAAAAUGGAGCCGUUGAAUAUUUCCUUGUGGAAGGUGGGGAAGAUAGAUUUGAAGUUGAAAAGGACACCGGCUGGGUCAGAACAACAGGCUUGCCUCUGGUGAAGGAGAGGGAAUAUUUGCUGACUGUGCUAGCUGCUGACAAACCCGGUCGCCGAGGAUCGCCUGCCUCCAUUUCUGUGGUUGCUGGGCGUCGAGCACCACAGUUUGCCAACACAUCAUACGCUGUUUACGUUCCUGAAAAUAUCCCACCGGGAGAAUCAUUUUUGGUAGUGUCCGCUUUGUCACAUCAAAACAAGUCCCUGAGUUACACCCUUAUAACUAAUCCAAAUGGCCUAUUUGGUAUUAACCAGGCAACGGGUGAUCUCUACUUCAGUCGAAAUAUAGAUUAUGAAACUGAUCAACACCAGUAUCUCCUUCUGGUGCAAGCAAGCGAAAACCAGGGGCAACUCAGCAGUACAGUUGAGGUUUGGGUUGUAAUCACAGAUGUGAAUGAUUGUGCCCCAGAGUUCCAGCAGUCGAUCUACACCAAAGACAACGUUCCUGAAGCAGUAACUGUAACAUCUGCACUUCUGCAAGUGUUGGCCAGUGACUGCGAUUCCGAAGAAAAUGCAGAAAUACUCUACUACACUCUGAGCCCCGAUUUCAGCAUUUCUACUCAUGGGACCAUCUUCCCAGCAACAGUGUUGAACUAUGAGCGGCCCAAUCACCUUUAUGAGUUUGUAAUUAUGGCCGUUGAUAAAGGAGAUCCUCCAAGGACUGGGACGGCGACGGUCAGGAUCCGCAUCUCAAAUGUCAAUGACGAGGCGCCCAAGUUUUCACAAACCAUCUACAGGAGUUUUGUUUCUGAAGAUGCAGGCCCCAACACCUUGAUAGCCACAGUUCAUGCUAUAGACCCAGAUGGAGAUGGCGUUUCUUACAGCAUCACUGGAGGGAAUCAAAGGGGGAACUUUAUUAUUGACUCUCAGAAAGGGUUAAUCCGUCUUCGCUCAAGCCCACUUCCUAAACUGCAUGGGCCGGAAUACGUCCUUAAUGUUACGGCGACUGAUGAUAAUGCCUCUGACGGGCCUGGCUGUCUGACAAGCACUGCUCUGGUGGUUGUGCACGUUGACGAUGUCAAUAACAACAAGCCCGUGUUUCAAAAGUGUCAGCAUUAUCGCGAACAUGCUUCUGUGCUGGAGAACCAACCAGUGGGAACGUUUGUGUUACAAGUUGAGGCAACGGAUGCAGAUGAAGGAGCCAAUGGCAGAGUGAAAUAUAGUUUGAUGCACCGAGAUGGGACUCUCCCCGCCUUUAACAUUCACCCGGACACAGGUGUUUUGACAACACUUCAGAUAUUUGACCGAGAAAAGCAGAGAGAGCAUCCUGUUACAGUGACGGCAACGGACCAGGCCACGGAGCCUCUCAUUGGGAUUUGCCAAAUCAACGUUGUCAUCUUGGAUGUAAAUGAUAACAGCCCUCGAUUUGAAAACACCCACUAUGAAUAUUUCCUGAGAGAGGAUGUAAAUGUGGGGACGAGCUUCCUCCGUGUUGCAGCUCAUGAUGAUGACUAUGGUUCAAAUGCUUCCAUUACGUAUUCUGCAGCCAGUGGAAAAAUGAAAUACUUCCAGGUCAAUCCUGUCACGGGUUGGGUUUAUGUCAGCCAGCCCCUAUUACAGAAAUCUUUUAUAACUCAAGACAUUAUAGCAAUGGAUGGAGGGAACAGGAGUACUAAGGUUGAAGUUAGAGUCACCAUCACCAGUGCAAAAAACCAGCCGCCUCAGUGGGAUAAGGAUAGUUAUGAAGUUGUCAUUCCAGAGAACACAACAAGAGACACCUCCAUUGUGACAAUUAGAGCAACAUCCCCCCUUGGCGAUCCACGUAUAACAUAUAACCUAGAAGAGGGGCUGGUUCCAGAGACCAAUAUGCCCAUCCGAUUCUACUUGACUCCAAACAGAGAGGAUGGUUCUGCCUCUAUUCUUGUUGCUGAGCCUUUGGAUUUCGAAACCACCAAGACCUUUUUGUUGAGGAUUCGAGCACAGAAUGUUGCGGCGGUACCUCUUGCUGCAUUUGCCGCUGUCUACGUUAAUGUGACAGAUGUCAAUGACAACGUCCCUUUCUUCACCUCAUCCAUUUAUGAAGCUUCUGUAACAGAAGGAGCAGAAGUUGGAACUUUGGUGAUUCAGGUUUCUGCCACUGACUUAGACCUUGGUCAGAAUGGUGAGAUCACUUAUUCUCUGCUACCUGAUCGCAGUGGUGACUAUACGUUUUUCCACUUGGACUCGAAAACGGGUUCAAUCUAUACUACCUCUGUGUUUGAUAGGGAAAAGAAAGCAUCAUAUCUUUUGGAAGUCAAGUCAACAGAUGGCUCAGAAUCGGCUCGUCCGGGAAAACACGGGCAGCUGAAUUCUGACACGGCCUACGUGCGCAUUUUUAUCAGCGAUGUGAACGACAACAAGCCCGCCUUCACCAAGAGCGUCUAUGAAGUUAAUGUGGAUGAAGACCGAGAUGUUGGAUCAACUGUCAUUACCGUCAGUGCUAAUGAUGAAGAUGAAGGAACCAAUGCAAAAGUAAGGUACCAGAUAACAGCUGGAAAUGCUGGAGGCACGUUUGAAGUUGACCCAGAAACAGGCGUCAUCUUCAUUGCACAGCCAUUGGAUUACGAAGAAGCCCAGUUGUAUGAACUUCAUCUGGUGGCUUCUGAUGGGAAGUGGGAAGAUUUUGCCAUUGUAAUCAUCAAUGUUGUGAACAAAAACGACGAAGCUCCUGUUUUCUCUCUCAGCGAAUAUUAUGGAAGUGUGAUCGAGGAACUAGAUGGCCUUCCAGUCUUUGUUCUUCAGGUGGUAGCAAAUGAUCCUGAUAGUGGCAUGGAUGGAGGUGAUCUAAGGUACUCCUUGCACGGCCACGGUGCAGAUGAUGUCUUCGCUAUAGAUGAGAACACAGGUAGCAUUUAUUCCCAGAAAAUGCUAGAUCGGGAAGAACGUGCCCUUUGGAGAUUUGUUGUGCUUGCAACCGAUGAAGGAGGGGAAGGGCUUACAGGAUUUGCAGAUGUGAUUAUAAACAUCUGGGAUAUAAAUGAUAAUGCCCCAGUGUUCACCUGUAUGCCCAGUGACUGCAAUGGGAGUGUCUUCGAAAAUUCUCCGGAUGACACAUUCGUUCUGGAGAUGGCAGCUGUAGACGCAGACGACUCAAAUGUCGGUCUCAAUGCAAUUUUGACUUACCGUAUCAUUGAGAACGUGAAAAAUGACUUCGAUAUGGACUUGUUCAAAAUCAACCCUACCACUGGCAACAUCUAUGUAGCAGGGGGGACUCUGGACAGAGAAAUGGCAGAAAGAUAUUUCCUUAGGAUUGAAGCCAAAGAUGGAGGAGGACUGACAGGAACAGGCACGGCCACCAUCUGGGUAGCAGAUGCAAAUGAUCACAUCCCCAGUUUCUCCCAGGAUGUUUGGCAUGCUGUAAUCCCUGAGACUAGUGCUGUUAACUCAGAGAUUCUAGAAGUGUCGGCAAUUGAUGGAGACAGAGGGGAAAAUGCGCACUUAACGUUUAGCAUUAUUGGGGGAGAUCCGGAACAGAAGUUUUACAUUGAGGACCAUCAAGAAGACCAGCAUGCUACUAUCAGACUGAAAAAGCCCCUGGAUUAUGAGCAAAUCCAUGAAAGGUGGUUUAAUCUUACCAUCAAAGUGGAAGACUUGGAUUUUUCUAGCGUUGCCUUUUGCUUGAUCGAAGUGGAAGACCGUAAUGACCACAGCCCUGUGUUCGGUUCUCAGUUUGUCCAGUUGAGCCCUUUCUUUGAAAACACGCCUGUGGGUACCACCAUCAUCACCGUAACAGCCACGGAUGAGGACUCCGGCUUGAAUGGGAACAUUGAGUAUUCCAUCCGGUUGGAUUCGGAUCCUGCUGGGCAAUUUGCGGUAGACCAAGAUGGUCAUGUGACUGUGUCAAAAGGGUUGGAUCGGGAGGUCAUUCAGGAGUAUGGUUUAAUUGUGCAGGCUUCUGAUCAAGGUCUCCCUGCCCGAACAGGAAGUGUUACAAUAUUGAUAGACUUGCUGGAUAUAAAUGACAAUGAGCCAAGGUUCGAGGCAUCAUACAUGCCUGUGGUCUGGGAAAACACACCAGGACCUCAGCUCGUGUACAUGAACCCUACAUCAAAUCUACUUUGGGCUUUUGAUCCAGACAGUGAUGACAAUGGGCCACCUUUUAUGUUUCAGUUGCCAUCAGAUUAUCAGAACCCUUUGGAUUUCUCUCUCAUCGACAAUGGAAAUAAUACAGCAACGAUUACGGCUCUGAGGUCUUUUGACAGAGAGAAGCAGAAGCUGUUCCAUCUACCCAUUAUUAUAACUGAUAGUGGGAGCCCGCCUAUGAGCUCUACGAACAUCUUGACUAUAACUAUUGGUGAUGAAAAUGAUAAUAGUCAUGGAGCUGGCCAUAAGGAAGUCUAUGUUUACAUGCACCGAGGAAAAUGGUCAACAACAGUGCUUGGGCACGUGUUUGCUCCUGAUCCAGAUGACUGGGACAAUAAAACAUUUGUCUCUGAAGGAAAAAUGCACAAAUCUUUCAGACUAAAUCAAAGGACUGGCGCUCUGCUCAUGGUGGAUAAUGCUCCUCAGGGAACAUAUGAGUUAAAAAUCAGAGUGUCAGAUGGAAUCUGGCCUGAUGUUAUAGCAACUGUGCAGAUACAUGUCAGAGAGAUAGAAAAUGAAGCCAUUUGGAAUUCAGCAACUCUGCGCCUGGCAGACAUGACUGCGGAAGAGUUCAUAAGGAGGGACGAGCCUGAAGAAAGCAGGCGUGACAAGUUUAAAGACCUGCUAGGAGGAAUCUUUUCCAUCCAUCUUGAGGACAUCAUUAUUUUCAGCGUGACAAAUGUUGAUGGGAGACAGACAGAUGUGAGAUUUGCAGUUCAGAACGGCUCUUCCUAUUACAGGCCAGAAAUGCUGCAUGGGCAAAUGGCUGCCUUUAAGAACAAGAUCCAGUUGGCUUUAGGGGUCAACGUUUCUCAGAUUGAUGUGGAUGAAUGCCAUGGGACAGACUGUAGCGGUAACAGCGGCUGCGCAAACUACAUCACGGUGAGUGACAUCCCCACAGUGAUGGACACAGGAAGUGUGUCGCUUGUCUCCAUAACAACCACCACCACCGCCGUCUGCACCUGUGCAGCCAGAGAGAGAGUUCAUCGAUCAUGUAGCUCCUACUCUCACAACCCAUGUUUCAAUGGAGGGACUUGCAUUGACAUGCUGAAUGGUUACAGAUGUCAGUGUUCAACUUCUUUUCAUGGACCAGAUUGCCAGCAGACUAGACGUAGUUUCCAUGGAAAUGGCUAUGCCUGGUUCCGUCCCAUCAGGCCUUGCUUUGAGAGUUCCCUCUCCCUCGAGUUCAUUACUGAUGUUCCAGAUGGGCUUCUGCUGUACAAUGGUCCUUUGUCAGAUUCGGGACCUGGGAAUCCAGAAAACUUCAUUGCCAUAGAACUUUCCGACAGCAUUCCGGUGCUGAAAAUAAACCACGGUUUAGGCGCCGUGGAACUGCGUUUGUCUAGCUAUGUGAAUGUUACGGACAGAAGAUGGCAUCGGCUCGAAAUCAGGAGCAGCAGGCAGGACGUUCGAUUCACUUUGGACCAUUGCAAAGCUGCAAUUGUGUCGGAGAUCGAAGGAGUAGGAAAAUGGCUCUCUACUGACGACCGGACAAACUGUGAGGUGGUGGCUUUUGUCCCACAAGCAAGGAGGUACUUGAAUAUGAACCAGGUUCUUCAGUUGGGUGGAGUCAAAGAAUCGAUUCCGUAUUCGUACCCCCAGUUGCAACAGAAACAUUUUAAUGGCUGCAUUCGCAGUCUCACUUUGGACACUCAGGUGUAUGACCUUGAAUCUCCAGCGGAGUCCCUGGACAGCUCUCCUGGCUGUGCCUUGACAGAUGGCAGCUGUGAGGAGACGGGCUCCUCUCCGUGCGGGGUUCACGGGCAGUGCCAUGGCGAGUGGAGCUCAUUUACCUGCCACUGCUUGCCGGGUUACUAUGGCUCCAAAUGCGACAAAGUUGCUGAAGAAUACUCUUUUCGGCCAGGGAGCCAUAUUCGCUAUCAGCUCCCUUUCGCCAUACCUGCCCGGAGAACCCUGGCAGAGGCCACGAUAAGGAUGCGAGAACCCAACGGUAUCAUCAUGAGCAUGUCUUCCCGGAACAAGGAUGAACACAUCACCCUGCAGGUGGUGCAAGGGUUCUUAACAGUGUCCUACAACCUGGGAGACGGACCGGUUGCUGUUAGCCUUCCCUCCUACCAAGUUGAUAAUGGAGAAUGGCACCGCGUUUCCUUGGAGAGGAAUGAGAAUGAGUUCAUUCUUCGCCUGGAUGAAGGAGGUGGGAAGAGAGAAAUCCUGAAGGCGGCAGGUGUCUACAAAGAGAUUGUUAUGGAUCCCAGCAGCUUGGUGGUUGGCAACACAUACCCCGUCAAUCAAAGCCACAGUUUCCAAGGAUGCAUGAAGGAUGUCAGAUUCAAUAACUACGGGCUACCUCUAGAUCCUUCCCCAAAGGAGCUGGUAUUGAGUGCCCAAGGAGUGAGAAAAGGCUGCCUUUCCGAAGCUUGCAAGAGCAACCCAUGCAACCAGCAGUUUAUAUGUAUUGACUUGUGGAUGAUGCAUGAGUGCAGCUGCCCUCCAGGACACAUGUUGGUGGAGAACGCCACAGGCCGGCACUGCCUUUACACGGCAUGUGCUCAGAGACCCUGUAACUUCGGCACAUGCAUCUCUCAGUCUGCAAGCAAGUUCCGAUGCCACUGCCCUGAUGGCUACUCCGGCCGCAACUGUGAGAUCACUCUGGCCAUCUUCCACAAGGAUGCUGGGCUUAGCUUCAGCUCCAUGUUUGCCAUCUGCAUUUGCUUUUUGGCCCUGCUAGUUCUGCUUAGCGGUGUUUUCCUGUGGACUCGGUGGAAGAGCCACAAAAGCGUGAACGGAGGAGUCUACCAUGUCACCACCUGUCAUGACGACUUGGAGGACAUCCGAGAGAACAUCCUCAACUAUAACGAGGAGGGGGGAGGAGAGCAGGAUCAAGAUGCUUACAACAUGGCCGAGCUCCAGAUGUCCCUUCAAACCAGCCCAGCCUACUCCCUGUACAAGAACAGGGGGAAACGGAUGGAGAGGCACAGCCCUUUGAGCGGCGAGUUCACCGCCAGUCCGAAGGAGCCGCAGGAAGCAGGAAGAGGCUCCUCCUUGUCGAGCAUCGAUUUUGGGUGCUACCUUUCAGGUGUGGUUCGAAACAUGGACCAGCAGCACCAGGCCCUUCCCUGCGAUUCGUUGCAAGUGUUUUACACCGAAGGGGAGUGUUCCGAGGCCAGCAGCCUGAGUUCUCUUGGCUCCUGCGGAUGGGAUGAAGACGCCCCCUACGGGGACAUGAAAGACUGGGGACCAAAGUUCGAAAAACUCAGUGAACUCUAUUCGCACGCAGAGCCUGAGGAUUUUUAG